GGCCCAUCUCUAUCCACACGCUCACAAUAACACACUGUCACCGUUCCGUUCCGUUUUCCUCUUUUUUUUCUUUCUUUCAAAUCCCCGCUUCGUGAAAUCCCGAACCAGAAACCAUGCUUCUCCGAACCGCUGCUGCUUCUGCUUCGUCCCUCUCCCUCUUCAGCCCGAACGCCGAACCUCCCCGUUCGGUUCCCGCUCGUGGAUUGGUGGUUCGCGCAGCGAAAGGAUCCACGAACCACCGCGCCCUGACCGGAGUGAUUUUUGAACCGUUCGAAGAGGUGAAGAAGGAGCUCGAUCUCGUUCCCACCGUUCCGCAAGCUUCUCUCGCGCGCCAAAAAUACGUUGACGAAUCUGAGUCCGCCGUUAACGAACAAAUCAAUGUGGAGUAUAACGUUUCGUACGUUUACCAUGCCAUGUUUGCGUACUUCGAUAGGGACAACGUUGCGCUGAGAGGACUUGCCAAGUUUUUUAAGGAAUCGAGUGAAGAAGAAAGAGAGCAUGCCGAGAAAUUGAUGGAGUAUCAGAACAAACGUGGUGGAAAAGUGAAGUUGCAGUCAAUUGUGAUGCCGCUUUCUGAUUUUGAUCAUGCAGAUAAGGGAGAUGCGCUGCACGCAAUGGAACUCGCUCUGUCAUUAGAGAAGCUAACCAACGAGAAGCUCCUUAACUUGCACAGUGUUGCCACAAAGAAUGGUGACGUGCAGUUGGCUGACUUCGUGGAAACUGAGUAUCUGGGUGAACAGGUGGAAGCCAUCAAAAGAAUAUCCGAGUAUGUUGCUCAGCUCAGAAGAGUUGGCAAAGGACAUGGUGUUUGGCACUUUGAUCAGAUGCUCCUCCACGAGGGAGGAGAUGCAGCUUGAUGAUUAUUACUACAUUACCCCCCUUUCUAUUAUUAUUUUGUAUCUUGCUCAUCUAGGUGGCUUUCUAGUCUUUUGCUAGAAGGUGGAACUGAACUAUAUGGAUGAAUAAAAUAAAUGUGGACUGGUUUCGGUCCUCUCGUAGAUUAUUUACUACUUGA
This is a messenger RNA of Glycine soja, 1015 nucleotides long. RefSeq names its product ferritin-4, chloroplastic. The transcript is spliced from 8 exons. Gene Ontology annotation, molecular function: ferrous iron binding; ferric iron binding. Gene Ontology annotation, cellular component: cytoplasm. Gene Ontology annotation, biological process: intracellular iron ion homeostasis; iron ion transport. The coding region runs from base 114 to 857 and encodes 247 amino acids. The record is from RefSeq and is a predicted model, not a curated record. Lineage: Eukaryota; Viridiplantae; Streptophyta; Magnoliopsida; Fabales; Fabaceae.